AUGGCUUCUUCACCACAUGACAUAUCGUGCAUUCUGCCACAGCUUCCCCAAGAAUUGAUUAAUGCCAUUUCUCAUUACCUAGAGGGCAGCGACCUCAAGAGCCUGCGCGAAACAUGCUCAACAAUGGCAAGGGCAAUACCACUUCGUUUCGAUCGCGUGUUCAUAUCAGCAAAUUCUCUCAACAUUCAAGUCUUCAGUGCAAUUGCAGCCCAUGAAACCUUUCGCCAUCAAGUCAUUGAGAUUAUCUGGGAUGAUGCCCGUCUAUUUGCUGGACCGGAGCGCUGGCAAUACAAAGAUGAAUGGGAGCAUCAUGGUCGGGAGCCAGAAAUGAUUGUGACUGAGAAUGGAUGUCCGAAGUGGUUCCAGAAAGGAUCAAGCACUUCUGAUGAUCACUGGUGCCACCACUAUACAUUCCCUGUUGCAGAUAAUCAUAUGGGACUCGCAGACUGCUGGGAUUAUUAUAAACCCUUACUGGAAGACCAACGGCAGAUUCUCUCAGCUAAUGCUGACAUUGAAGCUUUCAAGUAUGGUCUCCAGCGCUUUACAUCCCUGAAAAGAGUCACCAUUACACCUGCGACCCACGGGCGGCAUGGAAACCCACUAUACAAGACCCCUAUGAUCAGGGCGUUUCCUCCCGGGUUCGACUAUCCUAUCCCAAACGCAUGGCCUACUGCUCCAAUGAACGAAUCUGGCGAAUGGCAGGACGAGCUUCCAUGGAUGUCUGAGGAGGGCGAUGCCCCAUAUCAGUGGUUUUAUGGUACCCACUGUACUGCUGAGAAGUACAGAGAGAAGUGGCGAGGCUAUCAACUCGUGAGCCGAGCCUUGGUUGAGUGUGAGAAUCAAGUCACAGAACUCAUAAUCGGAGGCCAUGAGAUCCAGUCUGGAUUGAGCUGUCGUAUCUUUGAUCAGCCUUGCACCGAAUAUGACGAUCUAUGCACUCUAUUGCGACGUCCAGGGUUCCGAUACCUCGAUCUUCAUCUUUUCACAGGUCUCAUCGAGCAUGACGACUGGGCAACAUACAAGACCGGACUUUUGCGCGAUGCUUUAGCUCAAGCUAAAGACAUACAGCAUUUAUGUGUGCGUGCCUCGACAGAUAUCGAGGAUGCAUAUCCCCAACAGCUUGAUCCAGACGACCUCGAAAGGCCUGUAUUUCCCCUACGGACAAUAUUUCCUAUCGAUCACUGGCCACGACUUCAGCAUUUUGGUAUCUCGAAUUUCCUGGUAGAGCUAGAUGAUUUGAUCGAUGCUCUAUCCGCUUUACCACAAACGUUGCGCUCCGUUGAGCUCAUCAGCUUGGCAUUCCGAAAUCCAGAACAUGGCUACGACGAUCUAGUUCGCCAGAUGCGUGAUACAUUGGACUGGCGCUUCCGGCCUGUGGAAGAGAGACCUAAAGUUCAUAUGGUCUGUUCUGGAGAAUCUAACACCAGCUUGGUGGAAGAUGAGUUAAUCGAGGUAGAUGAUGCAGUGUGUUCUUAUCUGUAUGGGAAGGGUGAAAACCUAUUCGAACCUGAGUCAAGGUACGUAUCACGUGGAAGAGGUGCUAUACGUAGGGAUGUAUUCGAUCCAACCUUCCGAGCUCCUUACUAG
Molecule: messenger RNA, 1587 nt
Organism: Fusarium redolens
Lineage: Eukaryota; Fungi; Ascomycota; Sordariomycetes; Hypocreales; Nectriaceae
Exons: 1
Coding region: 1-1587 (528 amino acids)
Molecular function (GO): protein binding
Source: RefSeq, a predicted model, not a curated record